Aspergillus lentulus is the source of this 783-nucleotide messenger RNA. RefSeq names its product ESCRT-II subunit protein SNF8. Gene Ontology annotation, cellular component: ESCRT II complex. Gene Ontology annotation, biological process: protein transport to vacuole involved in ubiquitin-dependent protein catabolic process via the multivesicular body sorting pathway. The record is from RefSeq and is a predicted model, not a curated record. Lineage: Eukaryota; Fungi; Ascomycota; Eurotiomycetes; Eurotiales; Aspergillaceae.
AUGUCGACUCGUCGAGGUGUCGGACUCGGAGCCUUUGCGAACCGUACGCAAACCAGUCAAUCCUAUGCCAACCAUGGCGCCAACCUUCGCUCUGCGCACCUUGCGUCCCUCCAAACACAACUUUCCGUAUUCCAGUCAUUGCUUCACACAUUCGCACUAGAACAUAGUUCAACGAUAAAGUCGAAUCCGACAUUCCGAGCUGAAUUUGCUCGUAUGUGCAAUGCUAUCGGGGUUGAUCCUCUUGCAGCCAGUAAUGUCAAAGGGAAAAGUGGCCGGAGAGGGGAAAGUGGUAGUUUCUGGACGCAGAUUAUGGGCGGUGAUAUGAAUGACUUCUACUUUGAAGUUGCGGUCCGAGUUGUAGAGCUCUGUCGAUCCACGAGGAGUGAGAAUGGCGGCUUGCUAGGUGUUGAAGAGUGUCGGAAACAGGUUGGCAAAGGCAAAGCCAUCGGGAGCGGCUUGGAGGUCACAGAUGACGAUGUUCUCCGCGCUGUGAAAUCACUCGGGCCCCUUGGGUCUGGCUUCUCCAUUGUGCAAGUAGGGAGCAAGCAAUACAUCCGCUCGAUCCCCAAAGAGCUGAACACCGAUCAGGCCACAGUCCUCGAGGCAAUUCAGAUACUGGGCUAUGUCAGCGUAUCUAUGUUGCAGUUGAACUUGAACUGGGAAAAGGCCCGCGCACAAACUGUCAUUGAUGACCUUGUAGCAGACGGCCUAGUUUGGGUGGACGCGCAGGGCGAAGAGAAUGAAUACUGGUCACCCCAGAAUCUCCUUGAUGACAGCGGAUGA